Messenger RNA from Fraxinus pennsylvanica, 723 nucleotides. The record is from the annotation of a GenBank genome assembly. Lineage: Eukaryota; Viridiplantae; Streptophyta; Magnoliopsida; Lamiales; Oleaceae.
AUGGAAGUUUGCCGGAACAUAGGAGCUUUUCUCGGGGAGGAGCGCGGCCUGAAUCUCAAAGAAACUGAGCUGUGCCUUGGCUUGCCGGGUGGAGGUUGUGGUGGAAGUGAAAGCGACUCGAUUAAAAUUACUGGGAAGAGAGGAUUUUCAGAGACUGUUGAUCUGAAACUCAACCUUCAGUCCAAUGAAUCAGCUUUAGAUCUGAAGGAAACAAUGAAAAAUUCAUCCAAUGAGAAGACUGUUCUCCCCUCCAAGGAUCCAAUCAAGCCACCAGCCAAGGCACAGGUGGUGGGAUGGCCACCAGUCAGGUCAUUCCGCAAGAAUAUUAUGAGCCAGAAGAGCAACAAUGAAGAGUCUGAGAAGGCGGCAUUCGUGAAGGUUUCCAUGGAUGGUGCGCCUUAUCUUCGUAAGGUGGACUUGAAACUUUAUAAGAGUUAUCAAGAACUCUCUGAUGCCUUGGCGAAGAUGUUCAGUUCAUUCACUAUGGGAGAUUAUGGGACUCAAGGUAUGAUAGAUUUCAUGAAUGAGAGCAAAUUGAUGGAUCUCUUGAACAGUUCUGAGUAUGUGCCUACCUAUGAAGAUAAGGAUGGUGACUGGAUGCUCGUGGGCGAUGUGCCAUGGGAGAUGUUUGUUGAUUCCUGCAAGCGCCUUCGCAUAAUGAAAGGAUCAGAAGCUAUUGGACUUGCUCCAAGAGCCAUGGAAAAAUGCAAAAACAGAUGCUAA